AACGCUCUUUUAAAUCGUUCGUCGCGUAGCUCUCGGCAGACUCGCGCGCCGUCGGGUUCAGGCGCGGUGGGUAGCGAUGCGUUUGCCGUUUGCGCGCGUUUACUCGCAGUUCCGCGUUUAUAAAGAUACGUGUAUAUUGUACUUCAAACCCCACCGUGCGCUCGAACGAACCCGGGCGGGGGUCGCUCGCGGACGUGCCGUUUUUCGACGAGCAAAUGUUGCUUUUUUUUGUUAUUAUCUCGGUAACGUUUUGAAAUGAAACCAAAACGCGUUUUUCAAACGCGCGUCGUUUCGCAAUUUUGAUCAAAGACCAGCCCUAAUUAAUUAGCACAUGCGCGUUGGGGUCUUGGGGGAUCUUAAACUGUUAAUCUGUAACUCGCAGUCUUAUUUGUUCUACGUUGUUGUUGUCUGAGGCUCGGCAGAACGCGAGAAACCGGAAAACUGGAUCGUUAUCGUACUUGACACCAAUGCAAAACAUCAAGGGUAGGCGAUGGAGCUCCCAAACUACGCCAGUCAACUGCUUCUCCAGCUCAAUCAGCAGCGCUCCAAGGGCUUCCUGUGCGAUGUCAUUAUCAUGGUUGAAAACACGCUCUUCCGGGCCCACAAAAGUGUCCUCGCUGCCACAAGCCACUACUUCAAGUCCCUUGUCCUUCAUGAUAACCUCAUCCACCUUGACCCUGACAUGGUAGAUCCAGUUGUUUUCCAGCAAAUUCUGGAUUUCAUUUACACCGGCAAGUUGGCAGAUGAGACCUUUGAUGGUGUGGAUUUAAGCUCUUUGCUCACCACAGCGAACUUUCUCCAGCUCAAUGACCUCGCAAACCUGUGCUCCAGUAAGAUCAACCAAAAUGGGUCCCUCAGUAGCGUGGCUCGUGGAAGCUCCAAAUCUUCAGUUCGCCUGUAUGAAGACCACUCAUCAGACACCGAAACAUACACGUGUAUGACGCCUCCCAAAAAACGGCAUAAUGCUGGAAGUAGAUGCAUUUCGAGGAAAAAGCAGGACUUGGGGUUGGAUUUGUCCAAGAAGAAUUCAAAUUCUGAGGCAACAGUUAACAAAGAAGGUUUUCUGUCCAUCUCCAAAAACAUGCAGCUGGGAAUAAAUGGGAAGUGUGUUCCAAAGGAAGAGAAGUGGAUAAUUCCUUUGGACGGAGGUCAGGAAAGAAAAAGGGAGGGAUCCCGAAGAAAAUCUAAGGUCAAUGGUUACAUUCCGCAUAGCAGGGCUGGAAGUCAAUUAAGCCAGAAUCAGACCUUCACUUUACAGUUGUCUGUAAAGAAAGAGAAGGGAAUUGGAGGGAAAAUAGAUGAAAUUGAUGGCCACAAACCAAACAACGGCAGCACCAAGUUUGUUUAUCAAAAGGAGACCUUUCUCAAAGAAUCUGAAGGGGACAAUCCAUACGUUUGUAUACCAUGCGAAAAGGGUUUUCCCUCCUCAGAGAGUCUUAAAUCCCAUGUGGAAAGUCAUAUGGAUGAAGAUCUGGAUGUGAAGGUUGAGGAUGAGGAGGAAGAGGAACGUGACGGAGACGCUGGAGUCACCAGAGUCUCGCCGGAAGCCCCUGAAAGCCUGGAUCAGAGUCCAUUAAAGUCCCUCAAAGAUGUUGACACCGUGCGUCCCUUUCCUUGCAACAUCUGCGGCAAGAUGUUCACGCAGCGAGGCACUAUGACCCGCCACAUGCGCAGCCACCUCGGUCUAAAGCCAUUUGCAUGUGAGGAGUGUGGCAUGCGCUUCACCAGGCAGUAUCGCCUCACUGAGCACAUGCGUGUCCAUUCAGGGGAGAAACCGUAUGAGUGCCAGGUCUGUGGUGGGAAAUUUACGCAACAAAGAAACCUCAUUAGUCAUAUGCGGAUGCAUACCUCAGUAUCUUAGAACAGGUCAAAGAGCCCUAAACUAGGACAACACAGACACAGUUCUCCAUAGUACUUUGGUUUGGGUUCUUUCAACCAGGGUUUAGUUCCAACAAGUUUUUCAGAACACUACAAAGAUUCCUCUAGAUCUUUUUUUACAGGGGUUUCCUUUUUAAGCCAAUGAAGGGUUUAGGUUUACCCACAUAUCUUCUACAAUUCUGCAAAAAGUAAUUUAGCUUAAAAAGGAAGCAUCUGUAGUGUAAUCUACCACACGUGUCAAACUUUGGUCCUGGUGGGCCACUGUCAUGCAGAGUGUAGCUCCAAAACACCUGGCUGGAAGUUUCAAGUAAUCACAAAGACCUUGAUUAACUGGUUCAGGUGUGUUUAAUUAGGGUUGGAGCUAAACUCUGCAGGAUAGAUGCCCUCCAGGAGCUGAAUUUGACACCCCGAUCCUAGGGUACUAUUUUGGAGACGCAUCCAACAAAUUCCUCUAGAUUUUCUCACAGUGUUUACUUAUUGAGCUAAUUGGGAGUUCAGUUCGGGCCACAACUCCUCUAGAAUUUUACAGAAAUCCACUAGAUCUUUUGUUUUUUUGAAUAAAUCUGGUGUUCGCUUUCACCCACAAAUUUUUACAAAGAUUCUUCUAGCUCAACUUGGAAGCCUCUGAAGAUCUCUGCAGGAUCCUGCACCAUUUUAAAGUUUUCACUCUCGUCUGAGUUGAAUUGGGUGUGUUAGAUGAGGACGAAAUCAAAAAUGCACAGUGGUAGACAGAUUAAGAUCAUGGGUAGCUAACCUUGCACCUGAAAGGCUUCUGCAGGCUUCAGUGCCAAAACCGCACCAAGAACACCUUUACUAGCUGGUUCAGCUGUGUUUAGGUAAGGUGUUAAUUCAUGAACAGGCUUACUCAAAUCCAGACCUGGAGGCUCUGCAGGGCUUUGCUCUAAUACUGAUCAAACCUGUAACUCUACGGACCUUGAUUAGUAUUUUCAGGUGUCUUUGAUUAUGGUUGGCGCUAGAUUGAAAAAAAAAAAAAACCCCAAAAACAAAUGACCUAAUUUGUGAAACCCUGAUCUAUAAUUAGGCUUGUAGACUUAGAAUUUGUGGCUGGAACUAAACCCUAAAUUUUCUCUGAAACGGAACCGCUGUCAUGUUUUUUUAGAGAUCAACUUUGGCCACAAAUUCUGGCCUCAAAUCCUUCUAUAAAGAUUAAUUUAAAUCUUCUUCACACACACUAUCUUUUGAGCAAAUACAGGAUUCUGUUCAUAAGUCAUUGGAUUCAGUGAAGAGUAUUCUCCAAAAUGGAACCCUAGAUCAUCUCAAAAAAGGAAACCUCUGUGGUCUAUAGAACACUUUCUUUAAGAAUAAUAUAAAGAUUCACUUUAAGAUGUAGAUUUACCUUUUGAGGUAGUCUAGAAUCCCGAUUGUAUCACAUUUAGAAUAGUACAAAAAUAUUCUACACCUUCUCUGUACUGAUUUGUACUGAUUUCAUAAUGUAGGAUGCAUCUUCAUUCACAGAUUCUCCAAAGAUUCCUCUAGUUCAAAAAGAAGCUUCUUUAGAGAAGACCCAAAGCAUUCUUUUUGCGGCAUUCUUUCAAAACUGGAUUAUUUCAGAGUUAACUUUUUUUUUCGAUAAUCUAGAGUUCAGUUUCCAAAGCAAAUCCUCUAGAAAGCUAUAAAGAAUUCUCUAGAUCUCUGUAGAAGGAUGGCGAUGCCAUUCCCCGAUAAGCAUCAGAAUGCCAACUUCAGCCAAUACCUGCUGUUAUACCUCUUUCUUCAUAUCUUCUUAUUCUUGUGCAUGAAUUGUUUGUUAUUGUUAGUGUGUAGCUAAAAAAAAAAAUUAUCAAGUUUAUCCACUUAGCGAUGUAGUUUUAAUCGAUUUUAAAUGAAAAUUACCUCAAAUAGCUAGUAAUCCUCUCAGAACUGAAACAGCCGAAUGUUCCUGGUGAUACCAGUUAUUUUGCAGCAGUGACUUGCGAUACCUCUCGAAUGUAAUUUAGGAGUCAUGAUAGAGUUUAUGCUUCAGAAACAGACCGCUGUAAUAAAGCUAUCUGGGUUGUUUACUUGAAUACACAAACUUGCUACCUCAGAUUAAACCAAACCCUCUGAUUAGCCUGUAUGAGAUUAAGAAUACAUAUUAGAGAAGAGAAACUACACAGUGUCUUCCAUAUUACAGUCACUCUGUCUAGUUUAACGAAUGAGCUUAAAGCCACAUCUGAUUCAGAGCAGAGGAGAACACACUGCCUGUGUUAAUAUACACUUUUCAGGGGGUCAGGUAAUACUUCACUUUAGGGUCGCGAUCUGAGCUAGUGAAGUCGUAUUGCUUGAGCAAUUAGGGUGUUUUGAUGUACAGUUCCAAAGAAAUAUUGAAUGUUGAAAUGCUUAAGAAAUACUGUAAAACUAUAACCAAAUCUAUAUUCUUGCUAAAUAUUUAAGUCUAAUUUAUGCUUCUUUCAAUUCAGGUUUAUAUUAAAGUCUUUCAGCUUUUUUUUCAGGGUUUUUCUUUUGGGUUUUUUUUUUUUCUUUCAACGCUUCAACCAAUGGCUUAAUUUAUACAGCAUGUUGUCCAUAUUUUCUCGCGGCAUGUGCAUUAUUCUUACGAAUGAAAAAGGAAAAAAAAAGUUAGGUUUAGCAGAUUGCAUUCACGCAUUUAGUGUUGAAAUGAGACCAAAAGCGUAAAAAUCAAUACCUACUGUAAAUGUCUUUGGGUAUCUUGACACAUUAUUAUCAGUUGAUAUAUUACUGAAACGUUUGCUUAUUCAGAGACGAAAUCGUUUUCUUAUUGUGUUUUUAUUUCUUCUACACCUGUGUUUGUUUUAAACUACCUCUGGUCGGGUAUUUUGUACGUCGUACGUGGGUUUUCAUCACGCUGGAGGGCUUUUUAAACAAUACCUAAUUUCGAGGUCGAAUUCAUUCGUUUUGUAGCUGCUUGCCUGAUCUAGUAAUGUCAGAAGAGGUACUUUAAACGGCAGAUUGGAUUCGCUGAAUGGACUUUUUCAGGCACUCUUUGAUCGUUUUUGUGCUUGCUUUUUUUCUGUUUUUGCUUUAUACUGAGAUGAUUAUUUGACACUGUCUUUAAAUCAGUAGGAUCCUAGAAUAUUCAGGAACUUUUUAAUACAUAAUGGGACUUGAAACUGAACUUCAAAACUGUGACAACGCUUUCAUUUGCAUCCUCUGCAAACCUCAGGGAACAUUUUAGGGACACGUCCCAACUUUUUGAACCAUAAAGCGCCAUUAACCAAUGUUUUUGCAGCUAUUUGUUAUUUUCUUUCUCCUUUUUUUUUUUCUUCAAUAUUCUCCAAAACCGACACAAUGCGCCUUCAGGAGGUUCGGCAGCUCUUUGCAUUUGCAGUACAGGUUUGUGUGUGUGUACAUGUAUGGUUUUGAUGUGGUUUUCAGACGCUUUUGAAAUGUCAAGUACUUUGUUCCCGAAAUGAUGACGCUGAAGUAUUUGCAACCUGUUUAUGAAAACCAAAGCACAUUUUCACUCUUUGAAGAAUUUACGGUCCUAUUGUAUAUAACAUUGUUCUCAGUUAUGACAUGAAAUAAAAUUAAAUGCUGAUCAAAUGAC
This is a messenger RNA of Puntigrus tetrazona (Sumatra barb), 5407 nucleotides long. It is a transcript of the gene hic1l, whose product is annotated as hypermethylated in cancer 1 like. Lineage: Eukaryota; Metazoa; Chordata; Actinopteri; Cypriniformes; Cyprinidae. The record is from RefSeq and is a predicted model, not a curated record. Bases 491 to 1861 code for a protein of 456 amino acids. Gene Ontology annotation, biological process: regulation of transcription by RNA polymerase II. Gene Ontology annotation, cellular component: nucleus. The transcript is spliced from 2 exons. Gene Ontology annotation, molecular function: protein binding; DNA-binding transcription factor activity, RNA polymerase II-specific; RNA polymerase II cis-regulatory region sequence-specific DNA binding.